CAAAAAGAAUGUAGCAAGGUUCACGUCACCUACUCAAUAUUAUUGGUUUUGUGCGCUCACGUUCAUAUACUCUUUCGCCACCACAUGGAUCUAUAUAUAUUAGCAACACUAAAAUCCAACUCAAAAUAUUAAAAUCUUGUGUAAGAUCGUAUCCCAUAAGAACAAACAAAAAAGAAGAGAAAAUUAAUGGAGUCCAUCAGCAGAAGCUGCUGCUACGCAUUGCUGCUGGUGGUGGCGGUAGUUGCAGUUGAGGGCAGCGGCUACGAGUACGACGAGGAUCUAAGUUUGUCGUACUACCGUGAGAGCUGCCCUCAGCUGGAACAGAUCGUCCACAAAAAACUCAAACUCUGGCUCAAAAACGACUCCACUCUCGCCCCUGCUCUCAUCAACCUCCACUACCGUGACUGCGCCGUUAGAGGAUGCGAUGCUUCGAUUCUCCUAGAGCACGAGGGAAGCGAAAGAACGGCCAAGGCCAGCAUGUCUCUGAGGGGAUUCCAAGUGAUCGACGACAUCAAGUCCGAGGUGGAGAAGAAGUGCCCCAAGACGGUGUCGUGCGCGGACAUCCUGGCCUCGGCCGCCAGGGACGCCACGGGGGCCGUGGGGGGCCCCUUCUGGUCGGUCCCGUACGGGAGAAAGGACGGGCGGGUGUCCCUGGCGGAGGAAGCGGAGUCCCUCCCCAAGGGGCGCGAGAGGAUAACCGAGUUGGUGGAGCUGUUCCAGUCCAAGGGGCUGAACGUGCUGGACCUGGUGGUGCUCUCGGGGGCGCACAGCAUCGGCAGGAGCGGCUGCGCGGCAGUCCAGCACAGGCUCUUCAACUACAAGGCCGACCCCUCCAUCGACCCCAGGUACCUCAAUUUCUUGAGGCGAAAAUGCCGAUGGGCGUCGGAGAGCGUGGAGCUCGACGCCGUCACCCCUAAGAAGCUGGACGUUCAGUACUACAAGAAUUUGGAGAAGAAAAUGGGGUUGCUGUCCACCGACCAAAUGCUCUAUUCUGACUCCCGAACAGCUUCCAUCGUGUCUGCCUUGGCUUCACAACCAGAGGUAUUCCACCAUCAGUUCGCGGCCUCCAUGAUUAAGCUUGGAAACAUCAUCGAUUAUUCUGCCGACCAAGAUGCUGAGAUUCGCCACAAAUGCAGCUGCGUCAAUGCCUAACUACAUUUUUCAUUCAACUUACUAUUACCCAUUGCCAUCUAUAUAUGCCAUAACUUUGAUCAAUUUUCACUUGUAUGUUUUGCGCUUCCCUUCACGAUCAUUCAUUGCAUUUAAUGUAAUGUAAUUUGAGUUAAUCCACUCCUUCCCUAAUAUAUAUAAUAUGGAGAUUAAAAACUUUCAAUUA
Messenger RNA from Salvia miltiorrhiza (redroot sage), 1336 nucleotides. Its product is annotated as peroxidase 7. Bases 187 to 1152 code for a protein of 321 amino acids. The record is from RefSeq and is a predicted model, not a curated record. Gene Ontology annotation, molecular function: peroxidase activity; heme binding. The transcript is spliced from 2 exons. Gene Ontology annotation, biological process: hydrogen peroxide catabolic process; response to oxidative stress. Gene Ontology annotation, cellular component: plasmodesma; plant-type cell wall. NCBI's taxonomy places the organism in Eukaryota, Viridiplantae, Streptophyta, Magnoliopsida, Lamiales, Lamiaceae.